Messenger RNA from Salvia splendens (bonfire salvia), 720 nucleotides. RefSeq names its product transcription and mRNA export factor ENY2. Gene Ontology annotation, molecular function: transcription coactivator activity. The transcript is spliced from 5 exons. Bases 194 to 535 code for a protein of 113 amino acids. The record is from RefSeq and is a predicted model, not a curated record. Gene Ontology annotation, cellular component: SAGA complex; nuclear pore. Lineage: Eukaryota; Viridiplantae; Streptophyta; Magnoliopsida; Lamiales; Lamiaceae. Gene Ontology annotation, biological process: positive regulation of DNA-templated transcription; mRNA export from nucleus.
UCCAAAUUAUGCAGUGAACAUUUACUCGUAGGAACAGUCGUGGAGAAGGGUAGUCUGCUAUUCUUUAUUGUGUUAAAAAAAAUCCCAAGAUGGAAUUUUUAUUUUUAUUUUAUUUUGCUUUAAGUGGGGAAAGGGAAUUGGAUAUGAAGCCCUAGUCUCAUCGGCAAACAUCAGUCAACCUCAACCUGUGAAUAUGAGUAGAAGGAAUUCCAUUAACCGACCUCCCACGCCCGACGCUCGGGAUGACGACCACGAUGCUCCACCCAAGGAGCCUACGCUUCAUGAGAUUGUCAACCUCAAGUUGAUAGAGAGUGGAGAGAAGGAGCGGUUGAUCGAAUUGGUGAGACAAAGGCUGGUCGAGUGUGGAUGGAAGGAUGAAAUGAGAACUCUUUGCAGGGCAUUUGUGAAGACGAAUGGGAGGGAUAAUGUUACUGUGGAUGAUCUUGUUCGUGCAAUCACCCCAAAAGGCAGAGAUUCAGUGAAGGCUGAGCUUCUCCAGGAGAUCCGAAGCUUUCUUGUUUCAGUUGCCCAUUGACAUAUCAGCUUUUACAUAAUGAAUCAUGGUGGAAGUAUCUUAUAGAUUAUUUCCACAGAAGUUCAGCAGAAAAGAAAAUUCUGAGAGCUUUCAUUUGUACUCUGCGUAGAUUUCAUGGAACUUAAUGUGCAGCUGUAUAAUUGUUUUGUUUAUGUUUGCAUUAAGGGAUACAUUUGAAUAGCUUA